GUUGACAUCCCUAAAACUAGUGACAAAAACAUAAAUUUUAGGUUUCAAGAAUAAAUCGAGACUUUUCAAGUUAAUUAACAAUAUUUGUGUAUCGGUGACAGUGAAAAUCAAUAAAUAAGAUCAAAAUGCCGCGUAUUAUGAUAAAAGGAGGUGUUUGGAGAAACACAGAAGAUGAGAUUCUCAAAGCAGCUGUUAUGAAAUAUGGCAAAAAUCAAUGGUCACGUAUUGCAUCAUUAUUGCAUAGAAAGAGUGCAAAACAAUGUAAAGCACGAUGGUAUGAAUGGUUAGAUCCAUCAAUUAAGAAAACAGAAUGGUCUAGAGAGGAAGACGAGAAGCUAUUACAUUUAGCUAAACUAAUGCCUACUCAAUGGCGUACAAUUGCUCCAAUUAUUGGAAGAACUGCUGCACAGUGUUUAGAACGUUAUGAAUAUUUACUGGAUCAGGCUCAACGUAAAGAGGAAGGAGAUGAAAACUUGGACGAUCCACGUAAAUUAAAGCCUGGUGAAAUUGAUCCUAAUCCAGAAAUUAAACCAGCACGUCCUGAUCCAAAGGAUAUGGAUGAAGAUGAAUUAGAAAUGUUGUCAGAAGCAAGAGCUCGUCUGGCAAAUACACAAGGUAAGAAGGCAAAAAGAAAGGCUCGUGAAAAGCAAUUGGAAGAAGCUCGACGAUUAGCUGCUUUACAAAAGCGAAGAGAAUUAAGAGCUGCUGGUAUUGGGGUUGGAAAUCGAAAGCGUAAAAUUAAAGGAAUUGAUUAUAAUGCUGAAAUUCCAUUUGAAAAGCAGCCAGCAAGAGGAUUUUAUGAUACAGCUGAGGAAUUUGUAGUUCCAAUUUCAGCUGACUUUUCAAGACUACGUCAACAAAACCUUGAUGGUGAAUUACGUUCUGAAAAAGAAGCUCGUGAACGUAAAAAGGAUAAAGAAAAAUUGAAAAAGAGAGAAAAUGAUAUGCCAAUGGCUAUGCUUCAAAAUCAAGAGCCUGAAAGAAAACGAUCGAAAUUGGUCUUGCCUGAACCACAAAUUUCAGACCAGGAACUUCAGCAAGUCGUUAAACUAGGCAGGGCCAGUGAAUUAGCUAAAGAAAUUGCAUCAGAGAGUGGAAUUCAAACAACAGAUGCUUUAUUAGCUGAUUAUAGCAUUACUCCACAAAUUGCGGCUACUCCAAGAACUCCAGCUCCAAUUACAGACAGAAUUAUGCAAGAAGCACAAAAUGUAAUGGCUUUGACUCAUGUUGAAACUCCAUUAAAAGGUGGUCAAAACACACCAUUAACAUCAACAGACUUUAGUGGAUCAUUGCCACAAACUAUUUCGAUUGCGACUCCAAAUACAGUCAUUGCUACACCAUUCAGAACAUUAAAGGAAACUGGAUCUACUCCAAGUAGUAAUUUUAGCACUCCAUCUUCUCAAGCUUUGUUACCCGUAAGUGGAACUCCAAAAACUAUAAGUUAUACUCCAGCAAAUGUUCGUGACAAAUUAAAUAUUAAUCCAGAAGAUUCAUUGAGUGUUACAGAAACACCUGCUGCUUAUAAACAUUUUCAAAGACAAGUUAAAUCGUCAUUACGUGAAGGCUUAGCGUCAUUGCCAACACCAAAAAAUGACUAUGAAAUUGUUGUACCAGAUGAAGAGCAAGAGGAAAUGUCUGAAAGUACAGAAAUGUCUAUUGAAGAUCAGGCUGAUGUCGAUGCAAAACGAAUGGAGGAAGAGAAAGAACGCAAAAGACAAGCUUUAUUGUUGCGAUCACACGUAAUUCAGAGAGACUUGCCAAGACCAAUUGAAAUUAAUACAACUAUGCUACGACCAAUAAGUGAAAUGCAAGGAUUGACAGAAUUACAGAAAGCAGAAGAAUUAAUUAAACAAGAAAUGAUUACAAUGUUACAUUAUGAUGCAUUAAAUGAUCCAGUUGUAGGAAAUAGUGUUGCACCACAAAAGAAACAACAACAUUUAAAUUAUCUCGAUUCUCAUCCAUAUCAUAAAGUCUCGGUUGAAGAGCGUGAAAAUGCAGCAAAGUUGCUUAAAAGUGAAAUGUAUAUUGUUAAAAAUGGCAUGGCUCAUGGAGAUUUAUCAAUAGAAAGUUAUUCACAAGUUUGGCAGGAAUGCUUAAGUCAGGUCUUGUAUUUGCCAUCUCAAAAUCGUUACACAAGAGCAAGUCUUGCAAGCAAAAAGGAUCGAAUUGAGUCGUAUGAAAAAAGACUUGAACAAAAUAGACGAGUCAUGGCACGUGAAGCUAAAAAGUGCAGUAAAUUAGAAAAGAAGUUGAAAACUUUACUUGGUGGAUAUCAAGCAAGAGCUCAUUCGUUGAUUAAACAGCUUCAAGAAAUUUAUGAACAGAUUGAGCAAAACUAUCUUUCACUGUCAACAUUCAAGUUCUUAGAAAAAAUGGAAACUACAGCUAUUCCAAAGCGAUUGGAGUCAUUAACUGAUGAUGUGAAUCGUCAAACUGAACGAGAAAAGCAUCUCCAAAAGCGCUAUUCUGAACUUGUUGAACAAUUGAAAGACUUGUCGAAAGAUCAAAAUGGGAUUAAUAAUGAUGUCCAUGCAAACGAUAAUUCUCUAGAAGCAGUUUAAAUCCAUUUUUAUAAUUUUGACCAAGAGUGUGGAUAAUUUUGAUCAGUUCCGCAUCCUUGAUUUAUAACUUUUUAAAAUUGAACUGUAUUUAAUCAAAUUAAAUCUUAUCUGCUUGUCAUAAUAAAUGAACAUUAAUAAAGAUUCAAAAUUGACUAAAAUUUCGAGCACAAAAUCUUUCCAGUCUUUCGACAAAUCAUAACUUGAUAGUGUCGGUUAUUAAGUGAGAAAUUAAAGUGCGAGCUAAAAAGUAUAGCAUUAUCUUUGGCAUAUAAUCCAUUAUAUUUGAAUUCAAUCUGAUCAAUUUGUAAGCAUUUCUCAAGGAUAUCGAAGAUAAUUGUCAUUAUUGGCGUCUGCUUGUUGUUCCAAUAAAUUUUAACUUCUCUUAAGUUUGGUGAUAUUUUGAUAAUUGGUAAAAUUCUGGUCCUAAAGUCUUCCUGCUCACAUAUAAUCUUUUCAAGACGAGUUUCGAUGAUUUGUAGAUUGUCAUCUUUAAGGGAUUUCAUUUUGCUCAGAAGCUUUGCAUUUCUAAUGAUCUUAAUGACUUUUAAGUUCUCCAUAUUCUUCACCAUGCAAUCAAUUACAGAUAAAGGCACAGAAUCAAAUUUCAAAUGAGUAAGAUUUUUAAAGUUUUGGCUUAAUAACCAAAUAUCUUCUUUUUUAAGUCCUCUUGUGCCAAAAUCUAUACCCUCUAAACACAAUUUACUUAAAUGAGGAUAAUCAGUUCUUAAAAAUUCAUUUAGAACAUCCAAUGUUAUUGCAUUCAUAUGCAACCUCUUCAAAUUUGUCAUUUUCCUUAAAUUGCGAACUAGCUUUAGAGACGGUAUUUCUACAACAAGCUUAUUAAUUUUUUUUAAAUUUAAAAUCUCAUGAAAUAUUGGCUCAUAUUGACGAGACCAGAUAAUAUCUUCUUGUGUUAAGUAGCCAUCCUCAAGAUGAAGCUUGAACAAAUUCUUUUGAUUCUGAAGAAUGUCAACUACUGAUUUAGGAUUGUAGCGAAAUUCGCUUAAUUUCAAAUGUGUCAAAUUCAGGUGAUUUAAUUGAAAAUCAAUAUCCUGAAUCUCUAUAUCCACUCCACAAAAUAUUCGGAAUGAGAACUUCUUUAUCGAGUGAUGACGAACUAAGAAGUUAUUGAUGUUUUCCAGGUUCUGUUUCUUAAGCCGGUCUGUAGAAAAUAUUUGAAUGUCUUCAAGUUUAGGUGUAUCUAAUACUGAUAAAAAUGUAUCGCAGCAUCUAAGCUUCUUUAAUUGCAAUAAAGUAACUGUUUCAUUUGUUGUUGCUGUUCCAUCCAUUUUAAUAUUUAAUGUAUUAAGAUGAAUCGUUUCCUGAAUAUUCCUUAGCCAUGAUAUCAUAUCUAAUGGACUAAUUUUGAUGAACCUUAAGUCAUUUUUCCCAAACUGAAUUUUCUUUGCAUUCUGUCCGAAUUUUUUGAGAACUUCCUCAAUUGUGUUUUUCUCCAAGUUUCCAUGAAAGAAAAUCUCACUGAAUUGUCUUCUAAUAAUCUGGAUAUCGUUCAAAUUAGCCUCUUUUUGCU
Chironomus riparius is the source of this 4092-nucleotide messenger RNA. NCBI's taxonomy places the organism in Eukaryota, Metazoa, Arthropoda, Insecta, Diptera, Chironomidae. The record is from the annotation of a GenBank genome assembly.